Molecule: messenger RNA, 4716 nt
Organism: Ceratitis capitata (Mediterranean fruit fly)
Lineage: Eukaryota; Metazoa; Arthropoda; Insecta; Diptera; Tephritidae
Gene: Cc2d2a
Product: coiled-coil and C2 domain-containing protein 2A
Exons: 9
Coding region: 112-4383 (1423 amino acids)
Biological process (GO): protein localization to ciliary transition zone; non-motile cilium assembly
Cellular component (GO): ciliary transition zone
Source: RefSeq, a predicted model, not a curated record
ACACUCCACCAAAAUAUCAUAACAAAAAGCUUUGGAAGAACUGACACGCUUCGAGCAACUUUCCAUUCAUAAAGUUAAGCUGAAAACUAAAAAAUUUAAAUUUUUUAAAAAAUGAGCAGUCGUACCGUGCAAAGUGCGAAAAAAAAGACAAAAGUCAAUCGCCAGAAGAGCACAAAACAAAUGAACCGUACAAAAUCCAAGCGUCGCAAGUCACGUCCUACACGCGAGUACCAAGACAAUGAACGCGAGGUGCAGGUAUUGUUGGAGAACACAAGUCUUUCAAUCGAUAGCAGUCCGCUUUCACAUCGCAAAGAUGAAUUAACACGUAGCUUGGACUUCUUUUGUCGCACCAGCGAGGAAGAGUUAAUAUCUACAUGUAGAUCAAUACAACUUAAGCAGAAGGCAACGAAAAACGAAGUCGCAGGGAGCGAAAUACGCAUUGAUGAAGGUAGCCUCGACGAAAGUAGUGUAAGAACUGAAGAGCCGGACGAGCGUGAGGACACUUUAACAAGCGCUGAGGAGACGGACAAAGCUGCGAGCAACGAACAGUCCGCUUCACCGACUUCCACACAACAGCGCGAGCACACCGCUUCCACGUACGUACAAAUUGAUGACGAAGUUUUAGUGCAACUGAGAGACGCUGAAAUUUUUCAGCAAGAUGCCACCUUACUCUUCAAACCUCAUACACAGCUGGCGCCGGAUAUAGCCUUGGCUGCAAGCAGUGUAGUGGAUGCUGAAGGAAAGCCGCAUAAAAUAUGCGCCAACACUUGUCGUAUGCUAAAUCGACAUCAAGUCGAACAACGCGCCAGGGAUGAGCCUAUAUCUAAAGCACUUGUGGAGCAGUUGACGCGCGCACAAGCAGCAGAUUUAUCAUACAUGAAAGAUCCAACCCUUUAUCGCAGCUUCAGUGCGCAUAAAUUUCAUCCCAUCUUCUGUGAGCCAACACGUCAACCGGACGAGAUACCCAACAGGAAAUUUGUGCGUAUUUACUUGAAAGAACUGCUUUUCACAACUCAUCCACAUCAACUAGAGGAGCAUAGACUGUCCAAUGCGUUGGAAGAACUUCAUGAAAAAUAUGUGCAACGUCAGCAGCAGGGCGUGUGCGAAAAGCUGCGCGCCCAACUACAAGCAGAGCGUCAUGUUGUCAACGCAUUGCUGCAGCGGGAGUCCUAUAAUAGCGACGCGCAGGAAUCGGCGCGCUCAGUUGAGCGACGUGCGCGCAAAUUAGAAAAUCAACUGCUCAAUGUACGCGCGCUGCGCAAUCAACUCUACGAUGAGGAGGCGCAAAGCAAGCGAUUGUUGAAGGAGAUACUCGACACCUGGAAGCGCUUAAAGCAAUUAAGAAAAACGCAAGAUUUUCAGUGCACACGUUUCAAGUUACGCAUAUAUGUGCAAGAUGAGGAUAAUUCCGCGGUGGAGGCUCAUCGUUGGUCGGAGCGCUUUGAAACGGACCUGAAUGAGAUUUAUCGCGAGGAGUUAGAGAUUUACUAUCGAGCAAAACGGUUGUGGAAGGCACGUGAUCGGCGUAUGGAUAUAACAGAGCUACCGCUCAAGCCACGCAAGCCGGAUAUUACACAGCUCUCAAAGGAGUUGCGCGCCAAGUUGGCGGCAUGUUUGGGCGCACAUGGUGAGCCAAGAAUCGAUGUGCAGUUACAUCGCGUUUGCGACGAUGAGUUUUACAAUCUGCCCGGCCUGAAGCGUCUAAAGAGUUUCUUUAUGAAAAUCUAUUUUGAUGGUGAUUUUGUGAGCGCGACGCGCAGUUAUCGCAUUGAGCCCGAUUUGCGUAUACCGAUGAACGAGGUAUUUGGCGUGUUUUUGGAGCGGCGCAUGCCGAAGGACAUACGUGUGUCGCUCUUUGAGAAGUUUCGUCUACACACGGCGCGCAAAGUCGCCGACAUACAAGUGCCAAUACCGCUUGCGCUGCACACCGUUAAUAGCGAGCAACAACGCAUAACUUUUACAACGCAAAAGCCCAUAUGUGUCAGUGGCCGUCUGACUAUACGAUUUCAAUGUGAGGAGCAAAACAAUUCGAGCACACGCUGGCAAAUUCCAACUGCCACGCCUGUCGCUUCACCAACGGCUUCACUUCAAAGUUCCCAAGCGCAAGCUCGAGAGCAGCAUGCCGAACAACUACUUGCCCAGCUGGACGAAGAUGCGCAGCAGACGGAGGACGAAAGUACAUUAAGUGAUGCGACUGAAAUUGAAGAGCCGUCAGCACAUAGGUCGCUGGACACGUGCACCUUCGAAGAGGAGCUGCUACAGUUUUGUCCCAUCAAAGAGCUGGAGAACAAUCGCCGCUUCAAAUUGUUACACUCGCGUUAUAUGAAAAAUGAUGUACGCACACGUGAUCUGCGUUUCGUUGCCGCGCUGGAAAAUGAACUCGAAUUCGAUUGGUCUGAUAAGGAGGAGGCGGUUAUCGAAGCGGGCGAUUGGAUGGAUGCUAUAGACUUGCACAAACAUGAGGGUAAGAAGUAUCUGAGGCAGCUCUACGAAGCGAUACGCAGUCAAUGUGCGCGCUUGAAUGUAGCAGCGGCAAGCGCGGAAGAGCUGCUCAUCGGUGAUGUGCCAGCCAGUUGGAGCUCCUUCUUCCAAGCCUUAAGUUUGAUCUUCAAUCCCAGGGGCUCAUUGAGUGCGCCGCUCUCUCAACCAGCUGCAUCACGACCACUCGCGUUGGAUAUGUAUGCGUGUCAAAAUUUCAAGAUUGUUUUGAAUAUUGUACGUGCCACCGGCAUACCUGUGCGUAUACCAAGCUCCACGGAUAGCGAGAGUAAGGAACGCAGCAAUGACAGUCCAAAUAUGUUCGUGUCACAGAUUUACAAGUAUUCCAACGUGCGACCUUUCAUCGUCUUGAGUUAUAAGGAUAAAUUCUGUCGCUCUCUUACCGUUGAUGGCUCAAAUCCGACCUGGAAUGAGCAACUCAUUUUACAGCUAAGUGGCAGUUUGUCUGACCUACGCGACGAGCUCAAAAUCUCGCUCUUCGAUGAAGUGAUCGAGAAUCACAUGCAAGAUGAUCUCAGCGUGCGUAACAUGGACAUUUAUCAGCGCAUACAAACGAAUUGGCUGGGUGAAUAUCGCUUUCCUAUGCAUACAUUGCUGUCGCAACAGAAAUUUGAUGGCGUUAUUGAGCUUAACACACCGAAAGUGCUGUUGGGUUACAAACAGCCCACACUCGAGCACAUCGCCACGCAAGCGAACGUCAAUAUUCCUAUCGAACAAUUUCCGGAAAUAAAAGAGACUGUACGUCUUUGGUUUUACAUGAGCAUAGAGCCACAGGUGACACUGCCGCGCAUCAAUACCGCCAGCCUGGAAUGUGCCGAGCUGAAAGAUGUACGCCAUCAAUUACAACAAUGGUGUCUGCAAGCGCAGGAGCUGCGUCCACAUCGCUAUAUUGAACCGUUAGUUUGUACCACAGAGGGCAAACGUGUUUGUUUAACGCGUCUGCUGGAGCCAGUGCCCUUGCCACUAGAGCUUGCUGAGCAUAAAUUGGAGUUCGCUUGCCGUUAUGUCUCACUGCUCAAUGUGCUAAAGACCUACGAUCCCUGCAUGGCGUUCGAAGGUAUCUGGUUGAAUAAUCAAUGUGUAUUAGAUACAAAUUGGUGUUCGGUGAAGGAUCUUGGUGUGCUCUUAUGUAAUUUCCUGCUCGGCAUUGGCAUAAACUGUUGGCUAGUGCUCGGUUAUGCAACAGCUUAUGGCGAGUGCGCUUUUGUGUUGUAUAGAAGUGAAGAGGGUGAACUCUUACUCAUCGAUCCGUACACCGGUAAACGUUUUGGCACUAGAGAUGUCUUCUGUCCGCUAUACAAGACUUCCGUUGCUGUCACACAGACUAACUUAUACUACAACAUACAAUCCGAGACUCGCGCCACAAUGACUAAUUACAACUUCAAUGACACAUCCUGUUGGUUAAGCGCCUUCAGCAAGCGUAGUCCUGCGCCAUUGGGUGGCGUACAGAAACUGAAUUACACUUACCGGCUCUCUUUUAACACACACGAGCUAAAGCGCAAUAUUGAACGAAAAAUAAUGAAGAAAAUCAACUCGUGGCGUACCAUGCGAAAGACUAUUUGGAAUCGCGCUUUCCAAUCGCGUCUUCAAAGUAUACUUCAAGACCUAGAACAGCUCACUAUUUCCGGCCAUGGCUCAUACAUCGAAGCCAAAUACACAGAUCAAAUUGCAGCUGAGUUUCCGAACUAUAAGAUCUACGGCUAUGCACUUAACUUUCCCUAUACAAAUCUUACAACAAUUUCGGAGCGCAUCAAAUCAACGGGCAUACAUUUGAACUCGGACAAACGUGUUGAGUUCUGUUUGGCGACACACAUACACGUCUACCCAAAUGAUGUGCUAUCGGUGUGGAUCUUCAUGAUAUCGUUAAUACGCAAGAGUUAUUGAAUAAGAUUUAAUAAAACGUGAAAAUUUAUUAUUUGAUAGAAACCAAUAAAAAUAUAGCUACAUUUCUAUUUUUCAGAUAUCCUGCUACUGCUUUGCGCUACAAUAAUCAUAUUUUUAAUUACACUUAUACCUUGUGUUAAGCAUUACUUGCCUUUAUUGUACCCUAAGUAGGCUAAAAGAUUCAUCUGGAAGUAGCGUACAGCUGGAAAAGUUUUAAUAUAUUUGAUGCGAAUUAGUUUUAAGUAAGUGAUAUUUUAUAUCGAAAUGAAUAGAUAAAAAUAUAUUAUUUAAUUGUGCGAAUGUUAUUAUUAAUAUUUGACGGCGAGGCUUAUU